CUUACAACUUGGGCAUGUCUUCCACCAAGAACAGCAAUCUUAACAACCUUCCCCUGGCCCUUCCUUGUGUUACUCCUGUACGCUUGCUUAGAGAAAAAACAGCACAAUAUAAAUGUAAACGAGAAAGAAAGCGGAGGUGUUAAAUAUAACAAACUGCCGACUUCUUCUGACACAGACGAUUCGGACUCCGCCCUUGGAAAUGAGUUAACUUGGAAAGAAAAGUUGUUAGUUGCCAAGCGCAUUUUACCCUACAUAACUUUCUUGUUCCUCACCUACUAUGCUGAAUAUCUAUCAAACCAGGGUGUCAUUACCACGCUUGCCUUUUCCGACUCGUCUUUCAGCCCGAGGGAUCAUUAUCAAUAUUACAUCGUGUGUUAUCACGUGGGCAAGUUCGUUGGCAGGUUCCAUAUUUUCCUCCUCUCCUGCACCUGUUCAAAAGUGAUCCCUUAUGUGCGCGUCAGGAAAACCUGGAUAUUAGCGCUGGUAGAAAUAGCUCAUCUUGUUUUCUUCCUUUUCGCAUCGUGGUUCCGUUUUGUUCCUUACGUUUCUAUAAUUCUUAUUCUCUGCGUAACUGAGGGGUUUGUAGCAGGCUCCAUGUACUUAAACUCAGCUCACACAGUGUCUGACGUCAUUAAUGACCCAAAGGAGAGAGAAUUUGCUUUAGGAUUACUGACCAUCGGCAACGGUUUGGGUCAACUAACUGCAGGAUUUUUGGGUCUUCACGUAGAACCACAUCUGAAAAAGCACUGUGUUUACGAUCUCGAGUUAAGGGAUGAAUGUAUCACACGAUUCCCGCAACCCUCAGGUUGGACAAAAAAUAUGCACUGUAAUAGCCGUGACUACAAUGUUAAGUCUAACUCCACAGGAUUGUAG
Messenger RNA from Porites evermanni, 873 nucleotides. Lineage: Eukaryota; Metazoa; Cnidaria; Anthozoa; Scleractinia; Poritidae. The record is from the annotation of a GenBank genome assembly.